AUGGGUAUUUCAAAGAUUGAAGUAGAAAGCACAAAUAAGAAUAAUAAAUUAGAGUUACUAAUGAAUGAAUUUGAGGAAUUAUUUGAGGAAAAAGUUGGUAAAUAUAAAUAUGAAAAAGUGACGUUGAAAGUUAAAGAAGGAUGUACACCUGUAUUUUGUAAACCAAGACCAAUACCUUUUGCUUUUAAAAAAAAAGUUGAGGAGGAGUUGGAUAGAUUAGAAAAGGAGGAUAUAAUACAGAAAGUUGAGACUAGUGAAUGGGGCACUCCACUUGUACCUGUGAUUAAACCAGAUGGAUCUAUUAGAUUAUGUGCAGAUUAUAAGACUACGGUCAAUAAAUAUUUAGUAGAUAUUAAUCAUCCAUUACCUAGAGUAGAAGAUGUUUUUGUGGCGUUACAAGGAGGUAAAACAUUUUCUAAAUUAGAUUUUUUGAAUGCUUAUAACCAGUUAGAGUUAUGUGAAAAUACACAAAAACUAUUAGCUUGGAGUACAAGUAAAGGUAUUUAUAUAGUAAAAAGAUUACCUUUCGGUACCAAACCAGCUUGUUCAAAGUUUCAGAGUGUUAUUGAAAAAGUGCUGUUAGGAACAAAGGGUGUUAAAAACUUUUUAGAUGACAUUAUUGUAACUGGUAGUAGUGAACAGGAACACUUAGAUAAUCUCAAGGAGGUGUUUAAAAGGUUACAAAAGGCUGGGUUUAGGUUAAAUAAAAAAAAAUUUAGUUUUUUUCAACCAAAAAUAAAUUACCUAGGACAUGUAAUUGGAUCAGAAGGUAUUGAAAGAGAUGAAAAUAAAGUUAAAGCUAUGCUUAAUGCAAUAGAGCCUAAGAGUGUCACAGAAGUAAAAGCCUUUACAGGGAUGGUGAACUACUAUGCUAAGUUUAUACCACAUUUAUCAACCUUAAUAGGUCCUAUUUACAAUUUGUUAAAAAAAGAGGUAAAAUUUGUUUGGAAAAAGGAAUGUAGAGAGGCAUUUAAUAAGACAAAGCAAGCAAUGGCAUCAGAAUCAUUAUUGGUUCAUUACAAUCCUGAUUUGGAUGUUGUAUUGUCUUGCGAUGCGUCGGAGUAUGGUAUAGGAGCAGUGUUAAUGCAUAUUUUUGAAAAUGGAGAAAUCGACCAGUGGGGUAUGCAUCAAGAAUCCUAA
This is a messenger RNA of Macrosiphum euphorbiae (potato aphid), 1140 nucleotides long. The record is from the annotation of a GenBank genome assembly. Lineage: Eukaryota; Metazoa; Arthropoda; Insecta; Hemiptera; Aphididae.